Neurospora crassa OR74A is the source of this 2149-nucleotide messenger RNA. RefSeq names its product oxidoreductase. The transcript has 2 exons. NCBI's taxonomy places the organism in Eukaryota, Fungi, Ascomycota, Sordariomycetes, Sordariales, Sordariaceae. Bases 356 to 1258 code for a protein of 300 amino acids. Gene Ontology annotation, molecular function: oxidoreductase activity. The record is from RefSeq and is a predicted model, not a curated record.
GUUACGCCUUACCGUACACCUACAUAUUUGAGGACUGCCGAAGACGGUAAAACGGCAGGCGCGGUGCAGCACUUUGAACUCACCAAUGUGGCGGCGGCCUAUUGGCCACAAUGACCGGACCGUUGUCGUCAUCGAUACUGACUUCUGCCUCUUCCAGCAACAGGCCCAUACGUCAUAGGCACAGGUACAGUAAACAAAAGAAGCUGAAGCUCCCGAAAUGAUUCAUGAACACACAUUUUCAAUUAUCUGAAUCACUUCAACUCUCUGCAAUCACCUAAUCACAGGCAAAUAAUCAAAGAACCCAAGCCGGAAGUCUUAGCUGAAUCACCAAUAUCUGGAAAAGAAAAAUUCCAAAAUGACAGACAAGGGACAAUUCGAGAAGGGCCACAACAUCCCGGUCACUCAUCAGAGCUUCCCCGGCAUGGAGACCGAGAUGCCGAACCCGCAGCCCCUGUGGGAUGAGAUUCCUACCGCUGACGGGAAGAGCCAGAAGUACCGCGCUGCCGGAAAACUCAAGGGCAAGAAGGCCAUCAUCACCGGAGGGGACUCUGGCAUUGGGCGCGCGAGCGCCAUCCUCUUUGCCAUGGAGGGAGCCGACUCAGUCAUCGCAUAUCUUCCCGAGGAGGAGGAGGAUGCGCAGGAAACCAAGAGAAGGGUUGAGGCAUACGGUCAGAAGUGCCACUUGGUGUCUACAGAUCUCCGCGACAGGGAAAACUGCAAGAAACUGGUUGAUGAGGCUGUCAAGAUCUUCAAUGGCCAAAUCGACAUCCUUUUCAACAACGCUGCCUACCAGAUGGUAGUCGAUGACAUUAAGGAUCUGUCAGAAGACCAGUGGAUCAACACCUUCAACACCAACAUUCACCCCUACUUCUACCUGGCCAAGUAUUCUUUGCCAUACAUGAAGCGCGGAAGCACUAUUAUCAACAACGCCAGCAUCAACGCCUACAUCGGUCGUCCCGACCUUCUCGAUUACACAUCCACCAAGGGCGCAAUCGUGGCCUUCACUCGCGGCCUGAGCAAUCAGCAGGCUGGAAAAGGCAUCCGCGUCAAUGCUGUUGCCCCCGGACCCGUUUGGACACCUCUCAUCCCAUCAACCAUGAAGAGAGAGAACCAGGAGCAGUUCGGAUCCACACCCUUGGGUCGUCCUGCUCAGCCUAGUGAGGUUGCUACUGCAGUUGUCUUCUUGGCCAGCGAGGAUAGCAGCGCUUUCAGUGGGCAAACGUUGCACCCCAACAUGGGAACUGUCGUCAGCGGUUAAGUCAAUAACGGCGGUUAGUCACGAAGAGAGGCUUCGGAUGAGUCGACGUUGCAUUAUCACAGGCUGUGGUUCAUGAUGAAGGGUGGAUAAGACAACUGAACCACACGGAAGUCAACUGUUUGAGGGAGAGCAGACGGAAUGAGAAAGGUAUCAGCAUUCACAGCGAUACCUCUUGAUGGUUUCGGUCUAGCUCAACUCCCAUCGGAGAUCCAUAUCGAUGCAUACUCAAAACAUCCACUUGGUAUUGCCCUCGGAUAGUGAAGAGUACCAACAAUUUUCAUUCACUACGAUCUUAGAAGACCAUGGGCUGGCCCAAUCGAUAGAAGGUUUAUUUAAUACCACUGCUGUUUUGACUCUGUUUUUACUAGGAUAUGACAGCCAAUAUGACCACUGAGCAAUCCCACCAACACAUGUCAUAUGUUUUCAGCAUGCUGAUUUACACACCUUUCCCAGCCGUGAUCAAUAUAGGAAUACCCGUAUUGGUUGCACUUCUUACAGUUCCGACAUUUAAAUACCUGCUUGCCAGGAAGAUGAGUCUUACGAGAGGAUAUGCGCCUUUGAGUGGAGGUGUGGCCGAUACAGCACACUAUCGAGACCGGAAUGGUGACGCAACAGAGGCAUCGACAAGGGCCUUUGUGGAUUUCCGCUCUAUGCUCACACUUUGGUUAGGAGUGCUGACAAAUUUGGGAGCAUCCAUGACGGUCAAACUGAUACCUACCUUGAACUCUCAAGACUCCAGGGCGAUCUUUAUUGACAUAUCCAAGCUCUCGUCAUGGGAAGAGAUUCUGUUAGCUGUAUGUACCAUCAUAUCAAAACCAGCACUUCCAAGUUCGGGCAAGGAUCAAUGAGCUUAACUCAGUUGUCCAGGGACUCUUAUGUUUACAGUGCGCC